AUGAGUACAAAUAAUAAUAACCAACCACCUACUUUCUCAUCUACCGGCAAUAACAAUCCGAAUUUUCAACACAAUGAUAACGGCGCAAAUACGGCUGCGCAUUCUGCGCCUCAUGUUACUGCACAUCCCGCACCUCACUUCACCGUCUUUGAAUGUUAUUUGCCUUCUAAUGACGGUCGGAUCUAUUAUGUUUGUUAUACCGAAUUAAGUCCAAAUGAAAUCACUCGACGAUUAAAUAAUGGAAUUGAUUUAUCUCAUGUUCCUGAGCACCAUAUUCCACAUCAUAAUCGUAUGCAAUCAUUGAUACAACAACAGAUUCAAGAUCAACAUUCUGUAGCUUAUCAACAAAAUAACGGUCAACAUAACACUCAACAACCUGACGUAGUUAUUUCUGGCAAUAUGCAAGACAUACAAAUCGCACCUACUCAAAAUUUUAAUUAG
Messenger RNA from Funneliformis geosporum, 441 nucleotides. The record is from the annotation of a GenBank genome assembly. Lineage: Eukaryota; Fungi; Glomeromycota; Glomeromycetes; Glomerales; Glomeraceae.